Xiphophorus maculatus (southern platyfish) is the source of this 2580-nucleotide messenger RNA. It is a transcript of the gene fzr1b, whose product is annotated as fizzy-related protein homolog. Bases 563 to 2026 code for a protein of 487 amino acids. The record is from RefSeq and is a predicted model, not a curated record. The transcript has 14 exons. Gene Ontology annotation, biological process: anaphase-promoting complex-dependent catabolic process; positive regulation of ubiquitin protein ligase activity; positive regulation of anaphase-promoting complex-dependent catabolic process. Lineage: Eukaryota; Metazoa; Chordata; Actinopteri; Cyprinodontiformes; Poeciliidae. Gene Ontology annotation, molecular function: protein binding; anaphase-promoting complex binding; ubiquitin ligase activator activity. Gene Ontology annotation, cellular component: anaphase-promoting complex.
AAAAAAAAAAAAAAAUUCUGCCACAGCUGACUCCGGACGCCAUCUUUGUCGCGAACAUAAACAACAUAAGAGAGUCGCGUUGGCAUCUUGCUGUGCCGCUGCUGCUACACGGAACACGACUUACAGUUUUUCCUAACGCGGAGUUCAUCCUUUCGGCCGAAGAUGUUAGCCGCCCUGGUCACCUGAGACCCCCGGCAGGUCGGUGAGACAAACGCAUGUCCAUCGAGGGGCAGGACGGAUAGCUGGGGUUAGUUUGAAGAGGUGGAAGCGGUUGUUGGUGUGCGCGAGCAUGAUACCAUGACAACGGUGCAGCUUUCCUUAUGAGCACGUCAUGAAACGUUUCUGCUGCUCUCGCCUGAAUAAUAAAAAAUAACGGUGGCCGGGGGUUUUAAAGCAUUGCGGACCCAGCAUUGAAGCCCACGCCGCCUCAGAGUGUCAGCAGGCUAACCGGGCCGCUCGAGAUGGGGAUCCUCUGCGGAUUUCCUCACCGGGAGGGAGCGGAGGUGUAGAGGGGGCGGGGAGAGCAGCCACCUCCUCCCACACAACCCACAGCACUGAACGGAUGGACCAAGAGUACGAAAGACGGCUGCUGAGGCAGAUCAACCACCAGAACCUGCACACAGAGCGCCGCAUGACCAAGAGUUUAGGAGCUGCCUGCAGCCCUCUCAGUGUGAAGUCAGGGGACCGCUUCAUUCCCACCCGCGCUGGAAGCAACUGGAGCAUCAACUUCCACUAUGCCAACGAGAACUGCCACUCUCCCGCGCAGAACCACAAAGCGAAGGACGCCGGCUCCGACUCCAGCAAAGACGCCGUGGCCUACGCCGCCCUGCUGAGGAAUGAGCUGCUCGGCGCCGGCAUCGAGACGGUGGCGGAGCCUCACGCCGACGACCGGCGGCACGAAGUCCUCGCUCCAGACUCCUGCAGCCUUUUCAGGUACGCUGUCCACACGAAGAGAGUGCCUUGCGAUGGCGGUAAUGAAGUCUCCCCCUUCUCACUUUCUCCGCUCAGCAACAAGAGUCACAAGCUGCUCCGUUCGCCCCGCAAACCGGCGCGAAAGAUCUCCAAGAUCCCGUUCAAAGUUCUGGACGCUCCGGAGCUGCAGGACGACUUCUACCUCAACCUGGUGGACUGGUCGGCAGGAAACCUGCUGAGCGUGGGGCUGGGGGCCUGCGUCUACCUGUGGAGUGCCUGCACUAGCCAGGUGACCAGGUUAUGUGACCUUUCCGUUGACGGGGACUCUGUCACGUCGGUGUGUUGGAAUGAGCGGGGGAGCCUGGUGGCCGUAGGAACCCACAAGGGUUACGUUCAGAUCUGGGACGCAGCCGGAGGCCGGAAGCUGACGUGUCUGGAGGGCCACUCGGCCCGAGUAGGUGCGCUGGCGUGGAACGGGGAGCAGCUGUCGUCGGGGAGUCGGGACAGGGUGAUCCUUCAACGGGACGUCCGAACGCCGCCUGCCACGGAGAGAAGGCUGCAAGGUCACCGGCAAGAGGUGUGCGGCCUCAAGUGGUCUCCGGACCACCAGCACCUUGCUUCUGGAGGCAACGACAACAAACUGCUGGUGUGGAACAGCUCCAGCCUCGUCCCCGUGCAGCAGUACAGCGACCACCUGGCGGCCGUGAAGGCCAUCGCCUGGUCCCCUCACCAGCACGGGCUGCUGGCCUCGGGCGGCGGCACCGCCGACCGCUGCCUGCGCUUCUGGAACACCCUGACGGGUCAGGCGCUGCAGAGCACCGACACCGGCUCCCAGGUCUGCAACCUGGCCUGGUCCAAACACGCCAACGAGCUGGUAAGCACUCACGGCUACUCUCAGAACCAGAUUCUGGUGUGGAAGUAUCCGUCUCUAACGCAGGUGGCCAAGCUGACCGGACACUCCUACAGAGUCUUAUAUCUGGCCGUGUCUCCGGACGGAGAGGCCAUCGUUACCGGAGCCGGAGACGAGACUCUUCGCUUCUGGAACCUCUUCAGUAAAACACGAUGCACUAAGGAAUCAAAGUCUGUGCUGAACCUUUUCACAAGGAUACGAUAGUGGGCAGCCAUUGGUCGGGGAGGCUGCAGGAGGAUCCUGAGUGGAUCAAAUUCACAGACUCAUGGACCCUCUGCAGUGAGCACCCACCUCCACAGAGACUGUCCUAGUUCAAACAUUUUCCACCCUCCCGACGACGACCGUCGCAGAUUAAAAACAGAAAGUCGCUACGCGCGCUCUUCUUAAAAAGUCGCUCUUGUUCUCCUUACUGUCGUGGAUGUGAUCAAGUUGUUUUUCUUAUCUAUUAGCAGAUAUGAGAGUUCUAAGUUAUACGAUGUAAUGAUGGAAGCUUUUUUUUUUUUUAAAAAGAAAAGAAAAAAAGGCUGUAACGGAGAGGAGGAAAGAGGGGGGGAGGGGCUGGACUGGGACGUUCCCAUAAAGCAGCAGCAUGCGACUGGAAAGAGGAACCAAUCAGUAAACACUCAUUCACCUGCAACAACAGAUUGCUUUAAUCAGUGUUGUUGUUUUUUGUUGUUUUUUUUCUUCCAGUAAAUGUACAUUCAUGGCACUGUGACACUUUCUGACAACUAUUUUAUUAAAAACAUGUCCCACAGUGA